AUGUCGGAAACCACGACAUUUGAGAUUGGUUCAGGUACAAAAAUACGUAUCACGGUGACUUCCUCCCGGGAACACCCUCAAGUUCAGAGCAACUAUGCCGCACCUGUGGCCAUGAUGACGAACAACCAACCCCAGUCGCUCUAUAAUCAGAGCACGGCUGAUUACGAGGCUUGCGAGCAGAUUCCACCAGCGGGGCUGCACCUAUUGUAUGGGCAGCAGCACCCGCAAUAUGGUCAGAACAACUGGUUGCCGAGCGUCGCGCAAGGUCCGACGCAACUUGCCUUAGGACCCCAGAACGACAGGGUCCCGAGUCGCGAUUAUACAACUUAUCUGCCUCCGAUGGAACUGGCCCGAAACUUGUGGCACCAAGUCCCGCCCCAAGCCCAGACACACCAAGCCCAGACACACCAAGCCCAGACUCACCAAGCCCAGACUCACCAAGCCCAGACUCACCAAGCCCAGACCCCCCGAUACCAGCAUCAACAGCUGCAUCAGCAGGAGAUGCAGGCGCAGCGGCAUGCGCAGGAACAGAUGCAGCCGCAACAGUCGUCGCUGCUACAGCAUCACCUCAACAUGAGGCAAUCGACCGCUGUCGACGACUCGUCAUCCCCAGCAGGAUCAGCAGCCUGCAACAUCGCAGCUGCAGAUUCUAUGGAGCCUACUAGCGACGAUGGAAGUUGGAAUAAUGCCUGA
This is a messenger RNA of Akanthomyces muscarius, 693 nucleotides long. RefSeq lists its product as uncharacterized. NCBI's taxonomy places the organism in Eukaryota, Fungi, Ascomycota, Sordariomycetes, Hypocreales, Cordycipitaceae. The record is from RefSeq and is a predicted model, not a curated record. The coding region runs from base 1 to 693 and encodes 230 amino acids. The transcript is spliced from 3 exons.